Molecule: messenger RNA, 2916 nt
Organism: Cylindrotheca closterium
Lineage: Eukaryota; Bacillariophyta; Bacillariophyceae; Bacillariales; Bacillariaceae
Source: the annotation of a GenBank genome assembly
AUGGCAGGCACAAAAAAUAAGCCCAAGAAGCCCAAGAAACAAAAAAAAGCACUCAUUCCAGAUGGCCUUCUUCCUGCUUACCUAGCCAGUGCAUUUGGUGACCUCUACGAAGAAGAUGGUCUCAUGGUUAUGGCUAGGGGUCUGGGCUGGUUGAAUUUGCUGGCAGCCUUUUGCCGCUUUUAUGGAGAUGUCCAAGAUGGCUACUUGUCACUGUUGAAAGAAGAAAAUCCCAAUGAAAAACGAACCAAGCCACCGCUAGUAAUGGUACUGGGAAUGAAAGACACUGAAUGCGCUGCAUUGACGUCUUUACUGGAAACCUGGGGAACUCCACAUGAGUUACAGCCGACAAUCUUGACCAACGAAAAUGGAGGGAGUGAUGAUCGGAGGGAACUCUACUCGAGAGGUGGUGUUUUUUGCAUUACGAGUCGGAUUCUUAUUGUAGAUCUGCUGACAAAGACAGUCAGCCCCGAUGAGAUUGAGGGAAUGAUGGUCACACAUGCGGAUCAGGUGACCAAUGACUCUACAUCAGCCUUUAUCAUUCGAAUUUUCACCAGUCUCAAACAACGAGAAAAAUGCUUUAUCAAGGCCAUAACUGGUAGGCCGGAAGGUUUGGCCAUGGGCUUUAACAAGGUGGACAAAACACUCAAGGCUCUUCAAGUGCGAAAUUUGUUUCUAUACCCACGCUUUCACGAGCAUGUGAAACAAGAGUUAGAGGUUGGACAGCCCGAUUUGGAGGAGCUACACCAACCCUUGUCACCACUUAUGAGUGAAAUUCAACUGGCUCUCGUCUCGGCAGUCCAGGCUUGCCUUCGCGAAUUGAAACGAAGUACCCCCUUUGUCGAAUGGCAAAACUCGGAACUAUCUAUUGAAAACUGUGUCACAACAAGUUUCGAUCGAAUGAUCACCAAGCAAUUGGAAAAGGAUUGGCAUCGACUCAAGCCUGAAACCAAGCAACUGAGUCAAGACUUGAGGACAUUGCGAACCCUCUUUCAAUCACUGAUUCAGUACGAUUGUAUCAAGUUCUAUUCUUUCAUCAAUUCCAUCAAGACCAUGAGCGCCUCCUCGCGGCGUCCGUCCAUGUGGCUCCUCACACCAGCGGCCGAAGUCAUGUUCAAGAAGGCCAAAGAACGAAUGUAUACUAUUAAAAAAGGAAAACCGACUGCCAAGGUACCAAACCCAGUAAGUCGAUUGCGAAGAGUACUGGAAGAGAAUCCAAAGUGGAUGCUUUUGAAAAAUGUCUUGCUAGAAAUCAAGGAGGAAGAAUCCAAACACAGUCAGGGCAAACGAUUUGCUCCCACCAUUUUGGUCAUGUGCAAGGAUGCCCAAACAACACAAAUUUUGAAAACUUAUUUGUACGAAGGAAAGGACCAGCUCAUGUUAGACCGAUGGCAUCGAUGGUUGAUAACCAAUAAUGAUCGCUCCAAAAAUUUUGUAAACGGAAAAAUACCCGAAGAGACUCGACUGUUGGCUGAAGAAGAAGGAUCUGUCGGCUUGAAACUUAAACACUCGAACCAGGACCGCAGAGCCAAUGCCAAAAAGCGGCAACUGAAUACGGUCCCUGAUUUCUUGCGCAAAAGGCGACGGAUUGCCUUGGAAAAGGGUCGCAAUGGAGCUUUUUCAUCUACCGAAGAUCGAGAGCGUGAAGCUGUAUUGGAAGAAGCCUUGGAAGAAGUGGAACAUCAAUACGAAUCCAAACCAGCAGCAGCGUCAAAACGAGACUUGGUGGCGGAGGGAAAUCAAUUGGAAGAAGAAAUGUACCAAACAAGUUUCAUUGAGGAACCCCGAAUUGUCAUCAAGUCUCUUUCCAGCGUUGAAGCUGACGAGGGUGCUUCGUUGCUCCAAGAUGUUAUGCCCGAUUACGUCAUACUCUACGAUUCUGAUGUCGCCUUCAUCCGAUCGCUAGAGGUUUACUCUGCCAUGAACCCAAUAGAGGACCGCAAAUUGAAAAUUUACUUCUUGAUCUUUAGUGCCAGUGCCGAAGACAAGGUAUUUCGGAAAAACUUAGAGCGAGAGCAAAAGGCUUUUGUCGAUUUGAUUGAACACAAGCAAAAGAUGCCACCUCCCGUGUUGAAUACGGAAGCGACCCAAGAAUGUCGGGAAGCCAUCUUACAUGGUUCCAUUGGGGGGACCUAUGCAGGUGGAUCUCUGCCACUGGCCUUUGAUACUCGGCGAGCCAAGGGAAUCAACAAGAAUGACAUUCGUCGGGACAUUGCCGUCGAUGUUCGGGAAUUCCGCGCUGCCCUGCCCUCCAUCCUUCAUCAAGGAGGAAUGCGGCUGGCACCCGUGACCUUGACCGUGGGGGAUUUCGUCUUGAGCAGUGUCCACUGCAUUGAGCGAAAGAGUAUUAGCGAUUUGUUUGGAAGUUUAGCAAGUGGAAGACUUUAUACCCAAGCGGAGGCCAUGUCCAAGUACUACAAAGUGCCUGCGUUGCUCAUCGAAUUCGAUCCUUCCAAGAGCUUUUGUUUGCAAAACUCGAAUGACAUGGGUUUGGAUAUCAAGAUGGAUUCAAUCUGUUCCAAGCUAGUUAUCUUAACAUUGCACUUUCCUAAGCUCCGAAUCCUGUGGAGUAAGAGCCCGCACGAGACCUUGGAGUUGUUCAAGACACUCAAGCAAAAUCACGACGAAGUGGACGUGGACAAGGCGGUGGAGAUUGGACGAAGCGAUUCAAUAGAAGCCUUGCUCACUACUGAAGGCGACGGCGAAGAGGAGGAAGAAGACCAGAUCAAUGAGGCAGCGAGGGACAUGCUGUUGCGAUUGCCUGGUGUCAAUGUCAACAAUGCUAGGAAAAUCAUGCGAGAGUGCGAAAGCCUUGCCGAGUUGUCUCGAAUGAGCCGCCAAGAGCUCCGAAACAUUGCUGGGCCACUGGCAGGACAAAAACUGUUCUCCUUCUUUCGACAAAACCUAAAGUCUACAUGA